AGCUGACUAAGCUCCCAGAGCUCACUACCGCUCAGAUGCUAGGCAGGGGUCACAUCAUUAGGCAGCCAAUUGGGUCGUCAGCUGUGGUGCCUCCUGGGAGUUGUAGUUUCUGGCUCCUCCCGCCGACUCCAAGCUCCACAGAGCGUAGGAGGACGGUUGCCUGGUUGUCUUACCAAGCGGCAAGUAUGGCGGUGGCGCGCGCCGACUCGGCUUUGCCUCCCGGAGAAGGAUCUGUGGUCAAUUGGUCAGGGCAAGGACUACAGAAAUUGAGUCCAAACUUACCAUGCGAAGCUGAUAUUCACACCUUGAUUUUGGAUAAAAAUCAGAUUAUUAAAUUGGAAAAUCUGGAAAAAUGCAAACAAUUAAUACAGUUGUCAGUGGCUAAUAAUCGGCUGGUACGGAUGAUGGGUGUGGCCAAACUUACCCAACUCCGUGUAUUAAAUUUGCCUCAUAAUAGCAUUGGCUAUGUGGAAGGGCUAAAGGAACUAAUACAUUUGGAAUGGCUGAAUUUGGCAGGAAAUAAUCUCAAGGCAAUGGAACACAUCAACAGCUGCACGGCUCUACAGCACCUAGAUUUAUCAGAUAAUAACAUACACCAGAUAGGUGAUCUAUCUAAAUUGAUAUCCUUGAAGACCCUGCUUUUACAUGGAAACAUCAUUACUUCUCUUAGAAUGGCACCUGCUUAUCUACCCAGAAGUCUUGCUAUACUUUCUUUGGCAGAAAAUGAAAUUCGAGACUUAAAUGAGGUCUCUUUUUUGGCAUCCUUAACUGAAUUGGAACAGUUAUCAAUCAUGAACAAUCCUUGUGUGAUGGCAACACCAUCCAUUCCAGGGUUCGACUAUCGGCCAUAUAUCGUCAGCUGGUGCUUAAAUCUGAGAGUCCUAGAUGGAUAUGUUAUUUCUCAGAAAGAAAGUUUGAAAGCUGAAUGGCUCUAUAGUCAAGGUAAGGGGAGAGCAUAUCGACCUGGCCAACACAUCCAGCUUGUCCAGUAUCUGGCUACAGUUUGUCCUCUCACUUCUAUACUGGGUCUUCAAACUGCAGAGGAUGCCAAACUAGAGAAGAUUCUGAGCAAACAGAGGUUUCACCAGAAGCAGUUGAUGAGCCAAAGCCAAAAUGCAGAGUUGUCUUCUCUUGUUCCUAUUGAAACCAGGCCUCCCCUUGUACCUGAGCAUUCAAGCCCUGUUCAAGAUUGCCUCAUAGUGCAGGAAAGUGAACCUGUUGUCCAGGUCAAUUCUUGGGUUGGGAUAAGCAAUAAUGAUGACCAAUUACAUGCUGCUAAGAAUAACUUUCCAGCCUCUGCACACACUACAAGAUAUUCUCGAAAUGACCUGCAUUUGGAAGACAUACAGACAGAUGAGGACAAGUUAAACUGUAGUCUUCUCUCUUCAGAAUCUACUUUUAUGCCAGUUGCAUCAGGACUGUCUCCAGUAUCACCUACAGUUGAACUGAGGCUACAGGGCAUAAACUUGGGCCUAGAAGAUGAUGGUGUUGUGGAUGAAUCUUUGAAAGGUCUGGAAAAUCAGGACUUUGAUAAGGAAGAGGAAAAGGAUUUAUGGGAUAUACAUGAGAAUUCUGUUCAGCUAUUGAAAAGUAAGAUCAAUACAGAGGUAAAUGAGAAAAGUGGGCUCUUAUCUUGUCCUGAGUCAGCAAUUAUUAGUGCUGUCUCAAAGGAUGAUAACCACAGUCUUACACGUUUUCCUGAGUCAGCUGGACACAAUGUCUCUCAUACAGAGCCAGAUAGUGAAGAAACCAUGUCUCAGACAACUUCAGAGAAACUUCUUUGCGGGAUUUUAACUCAGAGAUCUGUUUCUUUGGGACAAAAUAAAGUUUCUCUUCAGAAAUUGAAUGAAGCAGCCACCAAAAUUCAGGCCUGUUGGCGAGGCUUUUAUGCUAGGAACUACAACCCUCAAGCCAAAGAGGUGCGUUGUGAAAUCCGGCUACGGAGAAUGCAGGAGCACAUUGUUUGCUUAACUGAUGAAGUAAGGAGAUUAAGAAAAGAAAGAGAUGAAGAACGUGUUAAAAAAGUUGUACAAGAAGAGGCUGUCAGAUUUCUUUGGAACCAGGUAAGAUCUCUACAAGCUUGGCAGCAGACAGUGGACCAGCAUCUAAUUUCCUGGCAUACUGAUCCUCCUGUAUCAAGUACUCUGGUACCAGGUGAACCUCAUUUAUUCACCCAAAGUCAGGAGUCUCCUGAUCAAAAUUCUAAUUGGUCCAUUGCUCAUGAUGAAGCUCCUCAAGAGAAAUCCCUACCAGAAUUUCCAGACUCUGGUUUUCAUUCUACCCUAACAGAACAUGUUCAUUGUUUGAAGGAUUCCUUGGAUUUUGAAAAAAGUUCCACAGAAGGCAGUGAAAGCACCAUAAUGGGAAAUUCCAUUGACACAGUCAAAUAUGGCAAAGAGACAGAUUUGGGGGAUUCAAGUGAAGAACACACUGGUGACUGGUGUAAGGAAAACUCGGCCAAUGAGCAGGAUAACAAUCUGCUUGAACAGUACUUAACUUCAGUUCAGCAGCUAGAAGAUGCUAUUGAGAGGACAAAUUUUAAUGAAGUGACAGGAGAUAGUGAGCUUCGCUUAGCUUGUUCCCUGGAAAAGUUAGAUACCUUGUCUGAAAGGAUUUCUGUAGAUGAGACUCAUGGCAUAUCUCCCACUUUGCAAGUUGAAAUCAGUCAGACACCAGAGAAUUAUACAUUAAAUGCAGAAGUUCAAGGGCAGCAGCCAGAAUGUGAUUCUACAUUACACGUACUGCAUGUUGGUGUUACUGUGUAGUAUGCUUGGUUUCUUGGAAAGCAGCAGUCCACUUAAUUUUCUUAAGAAUGUUUUUUUCUUGCCUUUUUUACAAAGGGGUGCAAACUCCUCUCACUUUGUUACUAUUUAUAAAAAAUUUUUAUUCUUGUCUCAUAUUUUUUAGAUUGUAGAUCUUCACCCUUUUAUCUAUAAUGUACUAUACUAUGUUGAAAGUUAUAUGUAUCAUUUCUUAACAAGUAUGUCAAUGACUCUUUAUUGUAUCAACAGUUGUGUCAACAAUAAUUCAUUUCUUUUAAAAAAUAAACUAGAACAGUGGUGGGGAACCUAUG
Messenger RNA from Fukomys damarensis (Damara mole-rat), 3073 nucleotides. It is a transcript of the gene Cep97, whose product is annotated as centrosomal protein 97. The coding region runs from base 36 to 2765 and encodes 909 amino acids. The transcript has 11 exons. NCBI's taxonomy places the organism in Eukaryota, Metazoa, Chordata, Mammalia, Rodentia, Bathyergidae. Gene Ontology annotation, molecular function: protein binding. The record is from RefSeq and is a predicted model, not a curated record.